Molecule: messenger RNA, 1764 nt
Organism: Bursaphelenchus xylophilus (pine wood nematode)
Lineage: Eukaryota; Metazoa; Nematoda; Chromadorea; Rhabditida; Aphelenchoididae
Source: the annotation of a GenBank genome assembly
AUGUCACUCCGUUUGGGCAGAAAUGUUGCGGUUUUGGUCCAUUCGACUGCUAAAUUGUCCAGCAGCGCUUCGUUGUCGGCUGUCUCCAACGAUGAGGCCAUGAAGAAGUUUAGAUCACACAUUUUGCCAAAUUCAGAGGUAGGUUAAUGUUUUUCUGGUUGUUUUCGAGUUUAGGCCUAAAUUUUAUCAUGUAUAAGGUCGUCCGCCAUCGCUAGACUUAGCUGAUGGUCUCAGGUCACUACUACAACCUUUUUUCGGAUAAGGUUUUUGGGAUUGUUGCAAAGGCUUCUCUUAUUUUGAUACGAUGUACAUCUCCUCUUUUCAGCGUCUCUAUGCCCGUUAUGGCGGUCGUCAGACUGUUACUGCCUUACCAGGCGAUGGUAUUGGGCCCGAGAUGAUGGAGCACAUUCAAAGAAUCUUCCUCUUCGCUCAUGUUCCGGUUGAUUUUGAGGUCGUUCCGAUUGGCUCGUCUGAUAUUACUGACCCUGAAGGUGAUUUGCAGAACGUCAUCAGCUCAAUUAAGAGAAAUGGCGUCGCUUUGAAGGUAUUUAGAGACAUUUCGUAGAUUUUAUUUUGAUGUUAUUAGUUUUUGAUCUAAGUUUGUAUUGUUUUAGGGCAAUAUCGAAACCAAAUUCGAUAAUCCCGAAUUCAAAUCGCGUAAUAUGGAAAUUCGUCGUAUCCUUGAUCUCUACGCCAAUGUUCUUCAUUGUGUAUCAAUUCCAACUGUCCCAAGUCGUCAUAAGGAGCUCGAUAUUGUUAUGAUUCGAGAGAACACUGAAGGAGAGUAUUCUGGACACGAGCAUGAAGCCAAAAAGGGUGUUGUUGAGAGUCUGAAGGUGAGUGAACUUUCCUUAUUUCAUAUCCUUGAAGUUUAGAUUGUAACCCGCGACAAAAUGGAGAGAAUCACCAGGUUCGCCUUCGAAUACGCCAGAACUUACAAUAGGAAAAAGAUCACUGCUGUUCAUAAGGCUAACAUUCAGAAGCUGGGUGAUGGAUUGUUUUUGAGAGUGAGUUGGGUUUUAAGGAAGAUUUUCAAAUACCGUUUUGUCAUAUUUCUAAUCGAAACUAUGUGUUUGCUCCGACAGCUUAGAAUAGUUCUAAAUAAUUUUUUGUAGUUAUACGGUGUCUAGUGUAAUAUAAAACUUUUUUCGAUUGCCACUGAAAUGGCCCGAGACGAGUUCCCAGACAUCGAAUUUGAAUCGAUGAUUGUGGACAACGCCUCAAUGCAGCUCGUCUCAAAGCCUGCUCAAUUCAAUGGAGGAAUUAUGCUGAUGCCGAACUUGUAUGGUAAGAUUACAAUUCUUUCGUUUGUAUUUAGAAGUUCAAAAGCAUGCGAAAAUUUGUAUAAAUGGAUGGUCUCGUAGGACUGGUCCGUCAUGAUAAAAAAUAUUCCCAUUUUUAGGCAACAUCAUCUCCAAUAUCGCCUGCGGUUUGGUUGGUGGGCCGGGACUAGUCUCCGGAAUGAACAUUGGAGAGCAUUACGCAGUCUUUGAAACCGCCACUCGCAACACUGGCACCAGUCUGGCCGGCCAGGACAAGGCCAAUCCGACUGCCUUCAUCCGAGCUUCUUGUGAUAUGUUGACAUACCUCAACCUCUCGCAGUACGCUGAUUUGAUCUCGGACGCCCUCUUCAAGGCCUUGACGAUCGACAAAGUCCAUACGCCGGACAUUGGAGGCACUGCCAAUAGCUCAGGGCUUGUGGAAAAAGUGUUGGACCAUAUUGAAGUCGACAUGACUCGAUUAGGAAGGAAAGUCACUCAUUAG